GACCGACAAGGGCAGAGUCAGACGGCAGAGUCGCUGCUCUCAUGGUCAAAAUGAAACGUUGUGCCUUAAACUUUACGUCCCCGAAGUCAUGCAGGGACCGUAGUUGUCGUUGAAAUGCACAUGUGCGCACAUACACAUGUUUGUACAGGCAGCGCGUCAUCACGGGAAGUGUUGGACACACAUGUUGUCUCAGCGACAGACACGACGCUGGUUGUUGUUUAAAGUUAAUAUUGAAAAAAGAAAUGCUCAAUUGAUGCACCGAACCGCCCUUUUACAGCCGAGAAGCUGCAUUUUUAUUGUUCUUCCGGACUACAAAUUGGGAAUGCGGCUCAUGUGGAGGUUCCGCCCGCGGUGUUUCCUCUCCUCCAGUCUGUCGUCUUUAGUCUGUCCGAAAACACAUGUCCUUCACACGCUUUUGCAAACGUCGUCCUUCAGUGUUUCCCAGUUCCCGUCAGCAACAAUAUAGACGCGGUGAGAGGUUGUAAGCGCGCAAAAGGGGUUUUUCCCCCCCACAAAUGUAACGUUUCGCUUUUGUAAAGGCGAACAUUAUAAUCAAGAGGUGUCAAUGACAUUUGGACAGACCAUGCACAACGGAGCUCGUUAUCUCAUAUUUUUUCAAUACAUUGGAAAAAAAUACAGGGGUGCUGUGAAAGCGCCUUCCGGUUGGAAGGGGGUCCAGGACCACUUGGAGGAUGCAAUAGGGAAGCUGAAGCCGCUCAACGCCGUGUCUCUGUCAGUCUCCAGCAGGACAGACACAGGGGUCAACGCUCUCUCUAACUCGGCCCAUUUCGACCUCCAACGCAGGAAGGACAAGCCGCCGUUUGAUGCAGAGACUCUUGUUGAAGCUCUUAAUUUCAAUCUCGGUGCUGAGCAGAUCAGGAUCACGCGUGCCCACCGCGUGCCUGAUGAUUUUCACGCCCGUUUCCGUGCCCAGUCUCGGACCUACGUCUACCGGAUAGCCCUGGGAAUCUCACACAACUCCAAGCUUCCUCUCACAGAAUGGGAUCUCUGCUGGGGCCUCCCCGACCAGGAGCUGGAUGUGGGAGCCAUGCGUGAGGCGGCCGCGCUGCUGGUUGGGACUCAGGACUUCAGCAGCUUCAGGGCCGUCAGCACCGACCUUCAUAUUAUAAGUCCUCUGAAGACGCUGAAUGUGGCCACCGUAGAGCCAGGAAGCUCCUUCGUGAGCGCACACUUCCACAGAGAGAUACCGUUCUGGGAGCUGACUUUCACAGCCAGAUCCUUUCUCUAUAAGCAGGUGCGGAGGAUGACGGGGGCUCUAGUGGCUGUAGGCCGGCGGCAGCUCUCGGUGCCCCAGCUGCAGGAGGUACUGGAGGCUCGGGACUCUCUGUCCUACCCACGGGGAAUCGUUGCUCCGGCCCGCGGCCUCUUCCUCACCCGAGUGGACUACAAAGAGAGCGACCUGCAGCUUUCCCAACAGACAUCAGGGGAGCAAUUUACCUCCAAUGGAAACUCUGAGGAUUAAUUGUUUCAUCCAGUCAUCCACUGUCUUCCUAUAAUGCAACGCUUCUAAUAAAGUUUUAUAUGAUGUUUAUAUUUGUCUUUGUCAGUGUCCCCAGCUGGUGUUUUUCCCCACGUAUA
Pungitius pungitius (ninespine stickleback) is the source of this 1599-nucleotide messenger RNA. RefSeq names its product pseudouridine synthase like 1 (gene pusl1). The transcript is spliced from 8 exons. Gene Ontology annotation, molecular function: RNA binding; pseudouridine synthase activity. Gene Ontology annotation, biological process: tRNA pseudouridine synthesis. The record is from RefSeq and is a predicted model, not a curated record. NCBI's taxonomy places the organism in Eukaryota, Metazoa, Chordata, Actinopteri, Perciformes, Gasterosteidae. The coding region runs from base 566 to 1483 and encodes 305 amino acids.